Clarias gariepinus (North African catfish) is the source of this 2492-nucleotide messenger RNA. It is a transcript of the gene samsn1b, whose product is annotated as SAM domain, SH3 domain and nuclear localisation signals 1b. Bases 105 to 2120 code for a protein of 671 amino acids. Lineage: Eukaryota; Metazoa; Chordata; Actinopteri; Siluriformes; Clariidae. Gene Ontology annotation, molecular function: protein binding. The transcript is spliced from 16 exons. The record is from RefSeq and is a predicted model, not a curated record.
CUGUUAAGCCGCAGAGCCUCGGACAGCCUCUCUCUGAGAGCUCGUGUGUACGCUGCUCUUCUCUCCCGGGUCGAGGUAGAAAAGAAGGGACGACCUGUUUCGAAAUGAACCUGUUCUGCUUCAGUCUGGAGGGAUCUACAGACAGCCUUUACGAGGCUCCUCAGACGAGCCCUGCUCCAGCACUCCACUGCAGUUCCAAGUGGAAUGACUCAGAGCUCUGCAUCUCUCCGGAGCUUCUCCAGACUCCCACCACACAGCGAAAGACUGAUUUAAAGAAAGCAAAGAGAAAAUCGCGCACAUCAGAGUUAACACGCAUGACUGACAGAACAGCAUCCGGUAAUGUCUACUGUCCAUGCCCUGGGAAGAGAGAUGAUUCAAUUCACCACCAAGCUCAGGAUACAAGUGAAGAUCCUUACAUGAUGAACCCCUUGGCUCGAGGAGAAAGAACUGAGAGAACUGACAGGGAUUAUGAUGUUCAGGUUGGUGAGGACAAGGCACUUGGAAGUUUUCAGAAGCUCCACCAGCUGGUGAAGAGCAGUGUUGAGGAGAGGAGAAAUCAUUUAGACAUCAGUGAAGAUCAGGUUACAGUAAUAACCUGCAUAGGACUUUCUAAAAAGUCUGAGAAGAAGCUCAAGAAAGAGUCUAACCAGCAGUCUGAACCAGGUCAUGAGAAGGAUAUAACAGAAGUGGAAAGACUGUGGAGCCCUGGACAAUUCCACCACCACCACUGGGGCUCCAUGGACACCUGUUCAGUCUGGGAAUCCUCCUAUCACACUUGCCACAGGCCCACAGCCGAUCCAUGGCUAUACAGCGUUAACUUCACCCUGCCCAGAGGAAGCGAUCGGCACCACUACGAGGAACUGUUCCAUGAUUCGGACUGCCUCACAACGGAGUACCCACCCCUGAGGGUCAUCCGCUCAUUCACUGACCUGGACAUUACCAACACCAUAGUGAGUCAUCUAGCCAUGCUAGAAAUUUUGCUUCUAAAGACAAAUAACACAUCUUUGAAAGUCAUGCUUCAGAGGAGACCUUCAAAUGCCUCAGAGAAACCAAGGAGUAAGCCAAAGCGCUCUUACAGCUUUGGCAGGUUCGACACGUCCAAAAACCAGCCCAAGCCGGAGGAACAUGAAACCUCUUUGGGACAUCAGGGUGCUGAUGGUGAAUCAGCUGAAGGAGACCAUAUCAAAGGGGGGUUAGGGAAGAAGAUGAAAGCCAUCUCGAUGACCAUGCGCAAGAAGAUGGGGAAGAAAUACGCCAGAGUUCUGUCAGAGGAAACGGGAGAAGGUGGAGAUGGUGAGCAGGAAGGUGCAGAAGUGCCUAUUGCCAGUGAAGCUCCAGCUAAAGCCUGCAUAAAAUCCAGCAACAACUCAGUGGAAAGUCUCUUCAGUCUCCACAGCGGCCAAAGCUCCUCCAGCAGUGGUAUCACCAGUUGCUCUGAGGGCUCGUGUAACAGAGACAGUCUGAGGCUGGAGGAGGAAGUUCAUGACAACAUCCAGUUCUGUGGCAAAGCAAAAGUUCACACUGAUUUUCUCCCGAGCCCGUACGACACAGAGUCUUUAAAACUCAAGGCUGGGGACAUGAUCGACAUCAUCAGUAAGCCCCCAAUGGGCAUAUGGACAGGCAUGCUGAACGGUAAAAUAGGCAGCUUUAAGUUCAUCUACGUUGAUGUCCUGGCUGAAGAGCCUGCUCCACUGACCAGGAUGGGAAACCACAGGAGAAGCAGACGACCUCGACCCAAAACACUGCAAGAGUUCCUUGAAAGACUGAACCUAGAGGAGUUCAUGUCGUCCCUGUUGCUAAACGGUUAUCAGACGGUAGAAGAUCUGAAGGAUUUGAAAGAGCAGCACCUGAUAGAGCUAAACGUGAACGACCCUGAGCACAGACACAAGCUGCUGGCAGCUACUGAGUGGUUACACGACGUGGAGUCCAACAAUCAGAAAGAAGGUGAAGGUGAAGGUGAAGAAGCGCCCAAAUCUCCGAGUGCGAUGGAGAAACCUGAGCCGAACAAUUGCCCCAGAGACUCAGGCUGCUACAUCACCUCGGACUGCUCUGACAACAGCAAAGAGGACACAGAGAGUCACCUUCCUGCAUCUCAGUCCCCAUCACCCACAGAGGUUUAACCACAAAGUGUUGUUGCAACCAGAGAAUCUGACCUACAUCUCAUAAACAACAUGGCACUGGUGCCAAUGGGGCAGUGAUCGAUCUGUUAAUGUCAAGACCAAACUUUAGUUGUUUUUAGAGUGCCUUAACGGGCUUCAUUUCUUUUUGAGCUGUCAUUCAAAUGUGCCACAAUACAUAGGAAUCUGAUUAAUCAUAUUUACAAUUUUGUGUACAUAUAUGUGUGAAAUCAUUCAUAUAGAUCACCGUUUUUAAACUUUUAGCCGUGACUGUAAAUCAGAAAGAAGAAAAAAAGCACUGUAAAUAUUGUGUAAAUAUUAUAUAAAAAAAAUAUAUUAUGCAUUCAACAGAAGAAUAAAAACUUACCAAAUAAA